Trachymyrmex septentrionalis is the source of this 4128-nucleotide messenger RNA. RefSeq names its product serine/arginine repetitive matrix protein 2. Bases 186 to 3977 code for a protein of 1263 amino acids. Gene Ontology annotation, molecular function: protein binding. Lineage: Eukaryota; Metazoa; Arthropoda; Insecta; Hymenoptera; Formicidae. The transcript is spliced from 14 exons. The record is from RefSeq and is a predicted model, not a curated record.
CCGCGUCACAAUCCGUGAAUCGUGCGACGUUCUUCGACGUAUCUGCUCGCGUUUGUUCGCUGCCGACGAUGUCACGUAGCGCGGCGUAAUUCUUGCCCGAGUUUCUUUACUGGAUUCUCUUCUUGGCACAUAAAACGCCGAGGUGAGCGUCUUGCAGAUUAGGUUCGUCUCUUUGCUGAGCGAGAAUGGAAUCAAUGGAUGCGCGUCUAGUAGCGCAAGCGUUGAACUACCAUGGUCAGCAGUUGCAGAAAGUAUGGGAAGGAGAACGCAACGAAAAUGAGCUAGUCAUGCUCAAUCUCAAGGAUCCUAGCUUUGAAAUCUAUCAACAACGGCAAAAAACUCUGAGCUUUGGAGAUAGAGGCAAACGUCUAAAGCUUCAACAGUUUCUCACUAAAAAAGCUGAUGACCUGUACGAUAAAGCAAACUUGGAGAAAUCUUCAGACAGUAACAAGCCAGAGUUGGCAGAUGAAGAAUUUUAUGCUACAGUGCCUGCACUUGAUACUUUUGUCACUAUGGAGAAGUCUCAACGUAUCCGUAAUUUUUUGGAGAGUUUAGUAAUUGGGGAUGUGAUAUUCGCACAAGUAAUGGGUAAAAGCGCCGCAGGUCUUCUUCUGAAGGUGCUUUGUAACUGCAGUGACUGUCCUAGAGUUGUUACUGAAUUAGGAGUUAAGGCACUAAUACUAAAUACGGCCACUGUGCCGGCGGUGGACAAGAAAGGUGUUACAAGAGGCUACAUGGCAAAUGAUCUCGUCUGCGUCGUAGUCAGUGAAGUUAACGUUGAAGCCGAACGAGUUGUUGCAGUUAUGAACGUACCUGCCCGGGAAGGGCAAGCACCACACCCAUCUAUGGGGCUUAUCCAUUCCGAUGAUCUUCCAGAAGCCUACAAGAAAGCGAUCGACAACAAAGGUCAGACUUAUGAAACGCUGUUGGAGAAUAGUACUGGCUUCAACAAUCCAAACAACAUAAAAUAUCUGUGCGACUUAAUCGGUCUCGGACAAGGAAAUCAUUCCAAUAUGGUUGGAUUAAGAGAGAGAUUUCCACCAAAUGAAUACGCUACUGAAUUGCGACAAGCACAAGCAAGCAAGUGGGCAUUCCGAAGUGUCGCUGAGGGAAUAGAUCAUUUCAAGGCCGGUCGUCAUUCCGAAGCUUUCCAGUGUCUCAAUAAAGCACUUACUGUCGAUCCUCGCAACGUUGAGGGUUUGGUCGCUCGAGGAGCAUUAUAUGCAAACAGUGGAAGUUUCAAGAAAGCGAUCGACGACUUUGAGACAGCCUUAAAAUUAAAUCAGACACAUGCGAAUGCUCGUAAAUAUAUGGCGGAAACACUGGUUGCUCUAGGACGCAGUUAUGAAGAUGAGAAGAAAUACGAAGAUGCUCAAAAAGCAUAUGAAAAUUGUUUGGCGAUUGCGCCAUAUCAUGAGGAAGCCCGAAAUUCCAUUGAAUACAUCAAAUCUAAGACUCUCACGUCGUCACUGAACCCUCUGGAUACUUUUAAGAACUUUGACACCGAGAAUGACGUUGCAGAAAAUAAAAAAGAAAAAAAGAAACGCAAAAAGGAAAGAAAAUCUAGAUCAAAGAAAAGACAAAGAUGGAGUUCCUCCUCAAGUUCUUCAUCCACCGGAUCUUCGACCUCUUCGAGUUCAGACUCGAGCAGCUCAUCAUCAUCAGGAAGCUCACGAUCGGCUUCUCGAUCACCAAAUCGUAAACGCAAACAUAAGAAAGAUCAUCGCAGUUCGCUUUCGCCACUUAGUAAGCGAAUGGCUCAGUAUAACAAUCCUCCUGCUGCAGCUGCCACUACUCACGAUACUAUCGCACCGGCCUCUUACACCACAAAUGCGCGUGAGAAAAUGGAUGACUACGAAAUUAAAGUACGCAAGUUUCUUGAGCAAACCAAGGACGAUUCUGAUUAUGAAGAUAAGGUAAGAAAAUUCUUAGAAGAGACAGCAAGAUGGAAGAGAGAAAGAGAAAAGGAAAAGAAACAUUCUGAAAGCGAAAAAAUGAAGAAGAAAAAGAAGAAAGAAAAGAAGGGGAAAGAUAAGGAAAAGGAGGACAAGAAGAGUCGUAAGAAGAAGAAGAAGGAAGAACGAAAAAAGCGUAAAAACAAGGACAAACUUGAACGAGAUUUAGAAGCAUUGAGAAAAUCAUCUUUGCCGGAUUUGGAACAGUUAGAAUCCAAGCUUAGUGCUUAUUAUGCGAAAGUUGAGAAAGACUGUGCGGCGCUUAAAAGGUAUGUAGCACAGUAUAAUGACAUAACUUCCCCUCUUAGCAACGCGGAGAAGCUCGCUGAAAGUUCACGCAAGGAGGAGGAGCUGCGUAGAGAGAGGGAAAGAGACGAAGCUUCGAAGGCAUAUCACGAGCGAGAAUCCAGGGUACCAAUGACUGCGCAACAGAGAAAAGAAAUCCAGAGGAAGCCACUAACAGACAUAUUUGAACAAGAAUCCCAAUUGAUUCAUCCCGAACCGAAACUUCCUACCCUAGACACUGCUGCAUUAAAUGCUAAAUGGAAGGCUGCACAAGCUGCUAGACAAAAGGACGUUUCUUCACAAAAAUGGCAAGAUGUCCAACCAGAUAACAAGAAAGUACAAUCUAAUGUCUUUGUGGAUAGCGACGAGGAUGAUGAUAAUGAAUUGGAAGAAAGAAUACAACGUGCGGCUCUUGAGAAAUCUUUGAAUAUACGAAAGCAAAUGCAACGCGAACUUGCUGAGAAAAGAGCACCGCCACCGCAACCUACACCGACACCACCACCACCGCUACCGAAAGAGCCUCCAAUGCCAAAGCAAGCGCCGGUCAAAUAUCCUACACCGCAACCGCAGAACAAAUUCCAAUCGUACAAGGAUUCUACUAUAUCUGUGUCACAAACUACACCGACCAAGUUUGCCUCUACCAACAAUUUGGGCGGCAAAUUCCAACCGAUCGGUCAAAAUAGCGGAACUGGACAUCCACCGGAACCACCGCGUCCUCCGCCAACGGCAAAGGCUCAAGCCAAAGGUCCAAGAACCGAUUCCGACAGUGAGACUGAACGUCAGCACCGACAAACUCCGAAGAAACGCGAAUCGAGCAGCAGAGGCGGCAUGAGUAAACGAAUGAGCAGGGAUCGUCCAGGAAAACGUUCGCGUAGUCGAUCUCGCAGUGCCUCUAGUUCCGGAUCGUCUAGAUCACGAUCACCAAGACGCAGUCGCUCACGUUCAUAUUCGAAUCGACGAUCUGGCAGUUAUGAGAGGAAGUACAGCAGAUCUCCUUCGGGUACAUACAGUAGAUCGCGAUCACGAUCAAGAUCUAGGUCAUACACCAGAAGUCGUAGCCGCAGUAGGUCGGGUGAUCGGGGUUACUAUCGCAAGAGGCAAUUCCGACCAUACAACAACCGCGGCACGUACUACAAGCCACGUUUUCAAGGUUUCAACAAUCCGAAUCAUCGUGGUGGUGGCAACAAUUUCCAGAAUCGAAAUCGCUUCUACAACAAUCAACAUAAUAAUCGUUUCGGUAAUCGUCGUGGUUUUAACAAUCGCGGUGGUCGAGGCGGUCGCGGUAAUCGUGGUGGUAGAUUCUUUCAUAAUAAACAAGGCUUCCGUGAUUUUCGCGACAGACGGGACUUCAGGGACCGUCGUGCUUCGUCGCGUGAUCGAUAUAGCGAUCGCAGUUAUUCACCGGAUCCAAUGAGGAAGGUUGACGAAGCAAAGGAGAAGAUCAACAAGAUGCUCGAAGGAGGCGACGACAUUGAACAUCAACAGAGUGGUAGCGGUGGCACAACCGUGCCACCUAACAAGAGACAAGCUGGGCCCUUGAGCGAAGGAGAAGAGAGGGACGAUGACGACUAUGAGAGGUGGGGAGAGGGAGAGGGGGGCGAUGCAGCUAGUACCAAGACUGACGGAGUCAAACCUGUCGAUGAUAACCUGGAAGGCAAGGAGUACUUCAUUGAGCGCAUGAAACAGCGAAGCAAGAACGUUUUAAUGCAGAGAGCCAUUGCUGCUAAGAUUUGGUAGUUAGGAUCUGUUACCGCCACCAUCGCUGCUUCUCUGUGAUAUAGUCGCUUUCGUUCCAUCGCCCGUACUCUGGCUAAUCGACCGAUUGACCGAUGAGGCACGUCGAGACACUUGUAGUUUUGUAGUGCCAAUCUCUUCUAUUAUUCACAUA